This is a messenger RNA of Lymnaea stagnalis (great pond snail), 16741 nucleotides long. Lineage: Eukaryota; Metazoa; Mollusca; Gastropoda; Lymnaeidae. The record is from the annotation of a GenBank genome assembly.
UGAGCCAAAUACAACCUCUAACACAGAGCCAAAAGCAGAACCAAAUACAGACCAAUCCCCAACAUUACCAUCAAGUUUUACUGAUGAGCCAAAUACAACUCCAAACACAGAGCCAAACACAGAGCAAUCACCAACAUCACCAUCAAGGUUUACUGAUGAGCCAAAUACAACCUCUAACACAGAGCCAAACACAGAACCAAAUAUAGACCAAUCACCAACAUUACCAUCAAGUUUUACUGAUGAGCCAAAUACAACUCCAAACACAGAGCCAAGCAUAGAGCAUUCAUCAACAUCACAAUCAAGGUUUACUGAUGAGCCAAAUACAACCCCAAGCACAGAGCAAUCACCAACAUCACCAUCAAGGUUUACUGAUGAGCUAAAUACAACCUAUAACACAGAACCAAAUACAGACCAAUCCCCGAAAUUAUCAUCAAGUUUUACUGAUGAGCCAAAUACAACUCCAAACACAGAGCCACGCACAGAGCAAUCACCAACAUCACAAUCAGGGUUUUCUGAUGGGCCAAAUACAACCCCAAACACAGAGCCAUCACCAUCAAGGCUUACUGAUGAGCCAAAUACAACCUCUAAAACAGAGCCAAAUACAGAGCAAUCACCAACAUCACCAUCAGGGUUUUCUGAUGGGCCAAAAACCAACCAUAAUACAGAGCAGGCACCAACAUCACCAACAUGGUUUACUGAUGGGCCUAAUACAGCCUCUAACACAGAGCCAUCACGAACAUCACCAUCAAGGUUUACUGAUGAGCCUAAUACAACACCUAACACAGAGCCAUCACCAACAUCACCAUCAAGGUUUUCUGAUGGGCCAAAUACCAACCCAAAUACAGAGCAGGCACCAACAUCACCAUCAAGGUUUACUGAUGAGCCUAAUACAACCCCUAACACAGAGCCAUCACCAACAUCACCAUCAAGGCUUACUGAUGAGCCAAAUACAACCUCAAACACAGAGCCAUCACCAACAUCACCAUCAAGCUAUUCUGAAUCAUAUGUCCAAACCACCUCCCAAUCUGUUACUGACAGUAACAUUACCAAACAACUUACCUCAGAAAACACAGAGCCACCAAAAUCCACAUUUAGUACAGCACAAUCUCAGAUCAAGAAUGUAACACAGUCUUACACACUGACAACUCCAGGUGCCCCAACUACAAGCAUGUUUGGUACGUCCACACAGCAGAGAACAACAACAAACAUUGGUUUGUAUUUCAAAAAAAAAUUUUUAAGAUUUUUUUUUUUUAUUAUUUGCUUGACCAAAAAAAAAAGUUAUGUGUUUAAAUCACACAAAACUAUAAUAUAUAGUGUUGUUGAAUGUUUUUUGAGUUGUUUCAAUAAAGGUAAAAGUAAAAUAAUUUUGUAAUUAUUUGUUCAAUCAGAGCUCUGUACCAGUCAAUGGUCAGCUUGGUCUGAUUGCCAAAAGACAUGUUCAAGGGUUAGUGUUCGCACGCGCCGAUGUUUAGACCAUGUGAAAAACUGCAACUGCGACAAGGAAGUGCUACAUCAAGGUAAAAGCUGUUUAAGUACCUGCUCAACCACAAAGUUAUUUACGCAAAGCCCAUCAACCGGCACCACCCAAAGUGUUACGAGUAGCACCAACAAUAGAAGUUCACACUCUACAACAUCAUCUUCAACACCAGAUACGUGUAAGUCGUCAACUUAAAUCUAUUUUAAAUAGAAAUUUACUACACAUGUAUCUAAUUGGAAAUCAAAUUAAAGAACUGUUACUUUUAAUUGUCAUUUUAAAGAAUAGUUUGAUUUUUUUAUGUAUUACAAUAUCUCCAUAUUUUUCUACAUAAAUACAUUUAUUUUUCUUGCCACAAAGUUAUUGUAUUUUAACAUAAUCUAUCAGGACAUUAUUUUAUCAUUUGACAAAUAUUGCCAAACUAAGAUUCUUUUUCUAUUGCAAAUAUCCAAAAGUUGAUGUGACUAUAGACUUAAUUUUGCUCAUCUCGAACGGAGCACAUUAAUGUCCUGGAUAUGUUGUAGAGAUCACAUUAAUUUUGGAGUUUUCAAUGAACCCUAAAUCCAGGUCUUUGUGAACCUUCCAAGAGGUGUACAACUUGUGUACAAGACUGUGAAAAGAGUUGUCGGAUAUUCAGAAUGAACGCAUCUUGUCAUCAAGAAGAUGAAUGUCACACAGGUGAGUCUUCCACUAUUAUUUAGCGAUUUUAUUUUUGAAAGCUUUUUUAUGCUAAAGAGGUGUAAAAGUAAAAAUAAAAUUUUGAAAUUUUUUAAAUAUUUCGCAACGCCCCUGUGAGGAAGCCGCAUCAGCCCAUUUAGAAACUUUUCACCACCCAUUUAAAGGGAUAAUUUAUUGCGCUCUUAAUCUUUGUGUAAAUGGUUUUUGUAUAGUUGAAUUGACUGUUUAAGUUCCUUUCUAUAGACGAUUUUUCACGCGGUUGCUCUUCGUUAUAUUCUCAUGGCCCUGCCCAAGGGCAGCGAGCACCCAGGGCGAUGUAGUCCGAUGUAGCAUAUAUUAUGUGAACCACUGGGCUGGACGAAUCACCAGUGGUGAAACCCCGUGUCACAUUUUGUUUACUGUAACAUAAUAUGUAAUGGACUUUGCUAAUUUUUUAUUAUUGUAAUUGANUGCAACGGAAAAGGGGGGUGGGGGGGGUUACAUAAUUAGACUUUAUUGCGUUACUGUAGUUUUAUUUAUUUACUAUUGAGAUAUUGUAUUGUACGAUUUUGAGACCAGAUUGUACGAUUUUAGGGGUUGGAGGGUAAACAGGUCUGAUAUUCUCAUUCAUUUUAAUUGGGUAAAUAUUUAAUUUUACCAUCAUAAAUUUCCUCUUUGCAAAUGGUAUCAAAGCAAUAACAUGGGAUUAAUAAACAAACAAAUAAAAAUUAAGUUGAUCACCUGUAUUGAUGUGUGCAUGACGAUCAUAAUUUAUGUAUUGAGGAUGUGAGUGCCCUGAAGGGCAACUAAUGGAUGACCAUGGACACUGCAGUCCCAAAGAACGUUGUCCUUGUUAUGACAGAAAAGGAAAGGAAAGACAUUUCAAUUGUACAUAUCUUGAUGAGACAUCAUGCCAAAUCUGGUCAGUAUAGAUAAUUAAGUUUUUCUAUUAAUUUUUUUUUAAAAUGUACUUAUUUAACCAUGCUUAACAUAGCAUACCAUAGAUUUUCAUUGUACAUGCCUUAUAGGACUAUAUACAUUUAUAUAAAUAUAUACAUUAUAAAUGCUGACUGGAUGCCUAUACAUAAUAUAUAUAUUUUUUAUUUUUUUUUAACUUAAAUACAUAUAUUUAUAGAUAUAUAUACACACAAAUCAUAUAUUUGAAGUUCUGUGUAAAAUAAUUUAAACAACUUAAUUUAAUUUUUUUUUUACUGUCAUUAAAAUAUUCACUAUGUAAAAAAAAUUCCUUUUGUUAGGAUCACUAAAAAUAUGCAAUCUUGAUUUUUUUUCAAAAUUGGAUUAAUUCUUAUUUAUCUAUUUUAAUUCGUUUCUGGCAGCAACUGGUCGGUCAUUAUUAUUUUUUCCUUAAUUUAAUUUUUUUUGCAUUCAGAAAGUUGUGUAAAUUUAAUCCAUUGAUUAAAAAUAUAUUAUCUUAUAGCUUGAACUGUUUCAAGCACUAUCAUAAAUGACAUCACACAUCUGGGGGGGGGGGGGGGGAGAGUGGGAAGAUUUUUGUGAUAUGUGAUUGGGGUGUGGGGUGGGAGGUUAAAGCAAUGUAACAAUAGUGACAUCACUUAAAAAGCAGAACAUUAUUGGAAAAAAUACAAUGAAUAACACUGAAAUACAGACAUUUUUAUAAUAUUCUUUUAUAUAACAAUUAAAGCUCACUUAAUGUUAUUUUAUUACUACGAUCAAUGAAAGAAUCAGUACAGGUAUGUAUGGUGCUAAAAAUGGCUCUUACAGGACGCCACAGGAGAGGAGAAUCUGGGUGCAGUGGCAGUAAGGGGAUUUAUGUAAAAAUGUGGAGAUGAGAGUUGAGAGUCAUAGAAUUAUGGCUACCACAUGAAGUCUGAUGAAACAGAAAAAAUAAUAAUUUGUUGGGGGGGGGGUGAUCUCAAUAAAUGUUUUAGGGUUAACCUUUUUGCAGUGCUGUAUCCCCUCUCAAUUGCACAACAAUCACUACAAACGCCCCAUCCAGCCCCACUCCUGAUAAAUAAAAUUGUAAUAAAAUUGUAAAAUUUAAAUAAUUCAAUUAUUUUAGUUUUAUUUCUGUAAUUAACUUUCUAGAAACAAGAAAAAAAUGCACUAAUACAAUUAGGGGCCAUCCUUAAAGUACAUCAUGCUCUGGAGGGGGAAAUGGGGUCAAAGAAAGUGUGACAGUUUGUCAAAUAUUUUAUAUUUUUAUCAUACAUAAAAAACUUCAACUUGACAGUGAUGUUAAAUUUUUUUGUUGUGAUAGAUGUAUUCUGACAGAAGAUUUCACUUUUAUAAAUUUAAUAGUGUUUUUACAUUAAAUUUUAAUUAUUUUUAAUUUUUUAUUUGGAAUAUGUAACAUUCUUUAAAAAGAGGGGGAGGGGGUGUCUGCAAUUUGUGACACAUUGUAAUAGAGGAGAAGGGAGGUUAAAAUUGUCUCAAAAUAAUGUGAUAUAGCCUACUUAAAGGAUGGCCCCUUCCUGUGCAAACAAAAUUUACCACAAAAACAUUACUGCUGCUAAUCAAAAUGAAUAAAAAAGGAUAAAGUAAGAAAAGAUUCAAAUAAUUGAAUUUUUAUUCCAUAGUACAAAUUUAUUUUUAUUACAUAAAUAAAAACAAUAUUUUAAUCAAAACAAAAUUUUACAAUACCUAUAUAGCAAUUUAAACACAAGACAUCUAAAGUAUUUCUCUAGCAUGGAAAUCAGCCAUUAAUGAACUCUUUUAGUGACAAUAAUGACUAAUUAAGUGAUCAUUUAGAUAACUGCUAGGGGUGCACGCUGGUAAAUUUGUACAGACUGGAGUGCAAAAGAAUUUUUAUAUCUUUUGGUCCUAAUUAAAAAAGAAAAAGGAUUCACAGUGAAUGACAUCUAGUACAAUUUUCUGUGUCUUCCGCACCUCAAGGGGUGCUUUAUGGACUGGUUAAGAACCAAUGUUAUAGGGAAAUGUUUCUGGCACAGGUGCAGCAAUUCAAUAUCCAUGGGAUAUGAUAUUUUUUUUAGUGUUUGUAGUGGACAGAGUGAUUUUUAUGGGGGUUCGCAGAGAUUUGUAAAGUAAUAUUUCAGGGUAGUGGGGGUAACUUUUGUGGACGAUUUGUGACAAAUGGGGAGGGAGGGGUCAAUAAUGGCCAUAAUUUGUGUUGUAAAAUUUAUGGAUGGCCCCUUAAUAAAAAAUUAUACUUCCCAAUGUUAAAAAAAUUAUAAUAAUGCCCCCCCCCCCCCCCCCCCCCCAAAAAAAAAGAACUUCUUAAAUAAAUGUAUGCAUGUAUAUAAUUGUUGAGUAAAGCAUUUAUAUAAUUUAAGUUUAUAGACUUGUAUAGUCUAGUUUUAAAUCACGGAUUUUUAUUACAACAGCUUAAUGUAUAUUAUAACUCUAUUUGUUUGAUUUCUCUGAUAGCAAAUGUGGGGAACAUGGAAACGUUUGCCAAGAUCAGUCAACAGGUGAAACUGGUUUACAUGUAAAGGAAUACAAGCAUAGCUCUUCGAUUACACUGCAAUAUGUUUAAUUAGAUACAUUUUGUACAUAUAUAAUCAUGUUCAUGUAGACACCUUUUAAAUAUAGUGAAAUAUUGUCAAUUUUUAGAGAAUUAUUGAAGUGAUGCACAAUCAGAAAUUAUAAAUGGGCCCCUCAAAUAUAAUUUAUUUUUAUUAUUUUGCUUUCUUUGAACUGCUUUUAUGAAGUGACAUUAAGUUUUAUCCACACAAACCAGAUUUAGAGGUUUUAUACAAAUUUGAUCAGUGGUCUCCAUGGUCUGACUGCUCUGCAUCUUGUGGAAAUGGAACAUCUUCAAGAUAUCGGUACAUUUUCUUUUGUAAUCAGAAUAUUUUUGAGCAUGAAAAGUUAAAGCAUUACAUUAAAGACUGGGACGGUUGCUUCUCCAUUAUUUUUUUAUCAUUCAAAACUUUUUUUAAUUCUUAAUAUUUUAAAGAAAAAUGCCUGAAAACACCUUAAUCAUAUUUUUCACUAUUCAGUGUUUUAUUUUCCACUGCAAACUUUUUCCACGUCGACCGUAGUAUUAUGUUUAAUAAAGAUUCUUUGAAUUGUUUUUUUUUCCAAAAGUUAUUCAAAAUAUCAAGAUAGAGGAAUGCGAAAAGAAUUUUAAUAGUAUUUUAAAAUGAAAUUCUAUAAACAAAUUUUAAUGGUAUCACAUUUAAAAUUAUUGUACUGUUUCUUUCAAGAAUUGGCCAGUACCGCAAAUGCAGCAUACGAUUGGUGGAGUCCAAAGAAUGUAUAAAUAAUGAGUGCAGGUGUCUGACCCAAAACCUUACAGUUGUCAAUGAUGGAGAUACUUACAGAAUAGAUGAGUGCAAUAUAUGGUAAUCUUUUGUUUUACUUAAAUAUUUGUAAACUCACAUAGCUUAUAUGAUUUUAUCUACUACAUUUUUAUAACACUCCAGCACUAUUAUAAAUGCAUAUUACAUUUUUUGGAGUGAUUGUCAUUGGCACAAAUAUAAUAAUAUGUGUAAAUUAUCAUAAGCAUUUAUAACUCCUCAAAGUUGCUUUAUAAAUAAUUAUAAUCAAAAUAAAUGAUAUAUUUCAUUGUAUUUUUUAAAUUUUAUUUAAUUUAACCCUCUUAGGACAGAGCCUUUUCAGGGUGUAUGUGCCAAAAAGACUGAGCACAUUUUACGAGCUCGGCACUCGCAUUGCAAAAAGAUUUAUAAAAAAUAAACAAUUCCUUUAAUAUAAUUAAAACUAUAUAUAUUCUUGUAGGAAAUUGAAUGAACUAAUACAAUCUUUAUGAAUCAAACUGAAAUAUCAACAUUUAUGCAAAUGGCCUACCCUGAUUUGCAUAAUUUAUGCAUGUAUUUUUUGUUAAACCUAAAACAAACAUGACAUGUAUCAAUUGUGUGAAUUUUUUUAUGGAUGAUGCCUGAAUAAGUCCUGACACUAAGGUUUUUGGGACACAAGGCCCAUGGAGGCCCUUCAGAUACAUCUGGCACAUAAUUAUACUCCUUUUUCCAUCCCCCUACCCUAUUUUUCAGUUGUUACAGAAACACUGUAACAGGCCCCAUUUAUGACCUAGGGACCUUGUCUUAAGCUGGAUGUUACUGAGAAAGUUGUCUGCAUAUCUGUUGGUCUCUCUCAUAAACAUUUGAGUGAUAUUUAGUGUAAAAAAUAGCAUAAAGUACUCAAAUGGUGUGCUUAUGCCUUAUUUAUAGGACCUAUGUUGUCUAAAAAUUCAGAGGGGUCAUCCCUGUCCAGUUGGGGACCCCCUAAUACUAGUAAUACUAAACCAAGAGCUCACAACAUUAGCAUUACCCUCAAUUUGAAAGUCUUCAUUAAUUUCCUGGUUGUUUUCAACAGUUUCAGUGUCAAAUUCACUGCUAGAACAUCAAAAUUACUAAGCACAGUUUGAUCAGAGUCAUUGUCAGACAUGUUCAAAUUUCACGGAGUAACUACACACACAACACAAAAUUCCUGCACACAAAUAAAUCUAGUUCCCUAUCAACGAACGCCGCCAUUACAAUGCCGGGAUGUAUAGGAAUACAUAAGAAUAAUUUUGAUUCGCUGGUACAAAGUAAAGCCAGCCAAUUGUGAGGCUCGAUUUAUCAGGCCGAUGGCUCGGACUUACGUCUUUCUCUCUAAGUCAACCUUGGGCCGAUAGAUCGGCCCUCACGUCCCAAGAAGGUUAAAGCAAAAGAUUUAAAUCAAACCUCAUCAAUAAUAAAACUAAUGUUUACUAAAAGUCUAUGUCAUUUUUAUCUUUUUUGAAAACAAUGAUUUUAAGUUUGAAAGUUAGAACACAAAUAAAAGCUUGAAAUGAACAUAAGAAUAUUGAAUAUAGAAUAAAACAUUUAAUUUUUAUUCCCGCAGAAAGGAUAACAAGGUUAUGUUAUUGCUAGAAUAAAAAAAUUCUAAUAACAUCAAAACUUACUACACAUUCUAACAACAUUACUAUGGUUAUUAUUCAUGGCAUAACUUAAUAUUUAAAUAUUAAUAUUUAACAAUAGUUUUUAUAGCUAAAUUGUUUAAAUAAACUUCUUUCGGCAGUACAUGUCAUAAAGGAAAUUUAAAUUGUACUGCUGACCCAAUUAUCAAAGGUAAGCCUUAAAUUACAUUAACAACUGAAAUUUAAAAUAUCUACCUCUAUUUUACAAAGUGUACUAAUUGCAUCUGUAAGUUUAUUCAUUUAGUUUGGAAUAAUAAAUUUAUAAAAUGAUUUCUCUUAUUUGAAUUAAAGACAAGUUCACCACUUUUUAACAAAUUACAACAAAUUAAAAGUGAAGUCAGAAAAAUCGUUUCAGAUUAAGCUUAUUCCCAAUUGUGAGAUAGAUUUCACUCCUUUGAUUUGUAUUUUACAAGUUGUUUUUUUUAAUUACUGGUCGAGGCAACGAUAUUUUAUUUUCUUAUUUCCAAUUGUUGUAUUUGUAUUUGAUUCUUACAAUUGAUUUCAUGAAAAUAUGGCUUACACUGAUGAAACUAAUUGUUUUAAAAAAUAAAUUAUACAAAUUAAUGUUAGGGAUUACAUUUUCAGAAGCAUAUUUUCUUUAUUUAAUUUUUUAAUUUUGUAAGUUAUUUCUCAUGUUAUAAUUAUUAGGAUUCAACAAAUAAAGGACCAAUAAAAACAUAAUCUUAAUUCCAGACAAUGCACUGUGGCAGUCAUGGGGUCCAUGGAGUCCCUGCAAACAACACUGUAAGCUUUACUACCAGAGCAGGUGCAGGGCCUGUAGAUCUCUAUGUGGUAAAGCACUUUGUCAUGGUGGUCAAUGUGAAACAAGGUCUUGUGGACCUGAGCCAUGUAAGUACUUUGUACUACCUAAUUAGUGGAAUCAAGCCAUUAAGUACUUUGUAAUAUCGAAUUAGUGGCCCUAAGUCCAGUAAGUACAUUUUAAUGCCAAAUAGACUUUAAUAGUGUAACUGAACCAUUUGAGUACUUUGUACUGCUAAUUAGUAGAUGUGAACCAUAUAAUUAAUUUGAAAUGCCCCAUUGAGACCGACCAAAUUUCGGCUUCGGCUUUAGUUUCAGUGCGGAAAGUGGCCAUUUUAUCACUUUCAGCCAAGUUUUGGUUUCGACUGAAACUGAAAGUUAACUUUCGGCUUAAUUUCGGUUUCGUCCGAAAGAGAAAAGUUAACUUUCUUGUUUUUUUCAGUUUUGGUCAAAAUUGACUUGGAUUUUCAGCCAUCCGGCCGCAAGUGAAUAAGAUUUUCGGUCAUCUAAUACUCAGCGAAAGCGAUAUUUAACAACAAACUAAGCGACAUUUAAGAACAACCUAAACGAUCUUUAAGAACAAACUAAACAAUAUUUAACAACAAACUAAGCGACAUUUAAGAACAAACUAAACGAUCUUUAAAACAAACUAAGUGAUCUUAAGAACAACCUAAGCAAUCUUUAAUAAAAAACUAAACGAUCUUAAAGAACAAACAAAGCGAUUUUUAAGAACAAACUAAAUGAUCUUUAAGAACAAAACAAAUGAUCUUUAAUAGUAAACUAAAUGAUUUAUAAUAAUAAACUAAGCAAUCUUUAACAGAAAACUAAAUGUUCUGUUCUUUAGGAACAAACUAAAAGAUCUUUAAGAACAAACUAAUCAAUCUUAAGGAACAAAAUCAAUUAUCUAUAAGAACAAACUAAGCGAUCUUUAUGACAAAAGUAAACGAUCUUCAACAACAAAAUAAGCGAUCUUUAAGAACAAACUAAACGAUUUUUAAUAACAAAUUAAAAGGUCUAUAAAAACAAACUAAAUGAUCUUUAAGAACAAACUGAAUGAUCUUUAAGAACAACUAAGCGAUAUUUAAGAACAAAAUCAAUGAUCUUUAAGAACAAACUAAGCGAUCUUUAUGAAUAAACUAAAUUAUCUUUUAAUAACACAAGAUCCUUAAGAAAAUACUAACUGAUCUUUAAGAACAAACUAAAUGAUCUUUAACAACAAGAUGUUGUAUUAGGUGUUUAUUUAUUAAUAUUCAAGAUUAUAUCAUUUUUUAUAAAAAGAAUGUAAAUAUUUAUAAUUUCCCCCAUCAUUUUCGAUGUAUGCAGAAUGUAUGGAGGAACAAAUUUCAAAAUAUCUAAAUAUUUCGGCUUUGGUCAAAAGUCAUUUUUAACUUUCAGCAUUUUUUCGGUUUCGGCCGAGUCAUUUUUAAACUUUCUGCCUAUUUUCGGUUUCGGCCGGAAGUCAUUUUAAACUUUCAGCCUAUUUUCGGCUUUGGCCGAAAUCAGAAAAUCACUUUCGGUCGGUCUCUAAUGCCCCAUUAGUGAACAAUGUAAGUUCUUUGUACUGCUGACAUUAUCCAGUUGGAUGACUUAAUAACCGUUCACUGUCCAUAUUUAAUUAAAAAUAUAGUUUGACUAUUUCAUUUCUUUAUACAGGCAAAUUAUAGUUGCUUAUUCUUAUUAUUUUUUCCUCUACAGCUGUAGUAAAGGGUUAAUUUCAGAAAACAGCUCAUAAUUUGAAAUGGAUUCUGCUUUACUUGAUUUAUUUUAAUACACAAUUAUGUUAUUUAGCAGAGUUGUUUCCUGGAUAUACUUUUUGAAGGUUGUGAUGUCUUUAAAUGGAGUGAAUGGGGUGACUGUACUAAUCGAUGUGGUGACUUCAGAGGACACCGAACUCGGUUUCGCAUCUAUCCUUUUGCUGCCACUUGUCCUGAUGUUGCAGAAACUCAAGCCUGUGAAAAAUGCAAAUGUAAGCCACUGUUUCUAUUUAUUACCUCUUUAGAUACAGACCAUCAUUAUUGUCAUUGGUUUGUCACCCUUUUGUACAUGAACAAAAACAGUGAGCAAAUGUUUGAGUAGCUUUUUAGCAAUCUCAAUUUUUUUUUAUUUGUUUAGAUUAUUAUUAUGUUUUAUAAUGGGAUUUAUUUAUUUAUUGUCUGUGAUAUUAAAGAUUCACCACACACAAAAAUAAAAAGUCCUCAAAGAAUGAAAGAAAAUCUUUAUUUUAUGCUACAUAAUUAUCAGACAGAAUAUUUAUUGUCUUGCCUUAACACAAAGGUCCUGAUGAAGAUGAGGAAUCACUCACUGAAUGGUCAGAGUGGACAAAAUGUUAUGCAGAAGGUCAGACUUGUGGUUGGGGCAAGAGAACAAGGAAGCGAAUUUCAGCUAUAGAAAACCCAGAAAUUCAGAGAGAAGACUGCUUUUUAAGACCAUGUGGUGAGUAAAACAUUUGUGGCCAUGACUAUUGUAUUAUGCAAGGCGUCGUGCAAAGAAAGAGAGACAUUUUAGAAACAACAUCUAACAAAUAAUCUAACAGCAAUAAUGCAAUGCAACAUUUUAGUUAUUCAAACAUUUAUCCUAAGAAUAUUAGAUCUAGGUCUUUCUAAAUAUAUUUCGACUGAUUGCUGUAAAUACUUGACAUAUGCCCAAAAUUUCAGGGGAAUCAGUGGGAUGGUAGGCUCUUGAGAAGAUCAUAGAAGAUCUUAUGUCAUUUUCUCCAGCUAAAUUAAACAAUGAAAUUGUUAUGGAAGAUUGAUGAGACUUCGCCGGUUUGUUGAUGAGACUUUGCGUGUUUGUUGAUGAGACUUUACGUGUUUGUUGAUGAGACUUUGCGUGUUUGUUGAUGAGACUUUGCCGGUUUGUUGAGUUGUUUAUUUUGUCUGCAUGGGCAGAUCAGUUCUGGGAGAUGUGUAAAUAUAAUAUAUUGUCAGCGAAAAUUUGUCACUGAAUAUGAUAGCAAUAAUUAGAAAUUAUUUGAUAUAUUUAUUUAUAUUUGCUUCAGUGCAACUUGCAAGUGCUAUGAAAAAUCUAUGCAAAAUCUAGCAUUGUCAAUAGAGCAUUCCAAAUGUGCAAUGAUUUUUAAAAGCAAAGGAUAUUGUUAUUUGUUUCAAACAACCAAAGUCCUCAAUAAAUGUGUCAAUGUUCACAUUUUUUGCAUCUUCUUGAUGGCAUGCGAUUACCUGCAGACCGCUGAGUCGUGUAUCUUCACAUCUAUUUCUUUGUUGUGUUUUUACUGUUUUUAUGCAACUAAAAAAAAAACAAUCGCUGCUUACUGAAGUCACCGAUAAUAAAAGGACAAGGACAAUUACUUUCAAUUAAACCAUGUGGAAGGUGAUGCAAGAAUGUUUGAAGUUGAUGAAUUGUCACCAAUUUUUUAAAAAAUGAUUUGAUGAAAGAAUUUGCAGAAGAUACUGGUGUAUGAAUCAUUACUGUAGCAAUACGUUUAGUAGGAUAUAAUAUUUCACAAGUUCAUGGUAUGCAGGCAUAAAAUUUUGAUGAACUUGGGUUUAAUGCAGACACACAUUUAAGAACCUUACAGUUAACUGUUAAUCGAGCACAGAGUUUGGGGAUGAACUUGUCAAAACAUGCAAGAAGGAUUCCGGUGUGCAUUGAAUCCUCAUUAGUUAGAGCCAUUUCCAUUACCGUUUUUACCAGUUUUGACAGCACAAAAUAUUUUGAUAAUUUGUUUGACAUCAUCUGAGCUCUUUGUGGCCUUGUACUGUAGUAGUUAUCGUUCAGUGGAAUUCCAAUUUCAACUCCAAUUCCAUCAGCUUCUUUCAAUAAUGAAUUGGCUUUCCCCCCCAAUAACUUAAAGACAACGCAGAAAAGAUGUUCAAUUAAUUUGUUUUUGCAGCUUUCUGCUAUUGCUCAAGUGUCAGCAUUCUUAUGUACUCCAAAGGCUUCCAAUGCAUUAACAAUUAUUUGAAUUUCAAGCUUUAUUUGCGUACAGGCCCAUACCAAUAAGACCACCAACCAAUUGUACAAACACCAAGAACUCAUCAUUAUCCUCAUUUUGUGCUUGCACUGAUUGUAUGAUGGAAAGAAUGUCAAUGACCUCCUGUAUAUUUUCAAUCAAGUUGACUAAGACUCCAUUUAGACGAUGGGCAUGGCAGUGUAUGUAGAAUACCAGUGUUGAUAUUUCUUUAAUUCUUGCCUGAACACCUCGAAGGCUGCCACUCAUGACCAAAGCGCCGUAAUAGCAUUGGGCAAAACAUUUAUUCCAUGUUACUUUUUUUAUUAAAUUUUUUUUGUUGAUACUAGUUGCUAGCGACUGGGCAUGUGGCUUUCCCCAAACUGAACCCUAUGGUAAAGUGGAUCUGAUGAUGGAGCUCAGUUGUUCUUUGUGAGAAAUAUCUUAACAUUCAUCGUCUUUCAUUGCCCAAUAUGGUCCAAAUAUGUGUCAGCCUUUUUUUUUCAUUUUUACAAAUGCAGAUACCUUCAAAUAGUUCUUCAAGUAUACAGGUUAAAAGUGUUGCAUUGUACAUAUUUGUAUAAUAGUGAAAUAAUACAAACAGCCUUUCCAGCUGACACAUUCUUUUCUAACGUCCACAGAUCAGAUCCAUCUUUGUGCUUGCUACUGGACUCAUAUUGUGUCAACAAUUCUUUCAUAUCUUUCCAUUUUCUGAAUCCUUAUUCUUUUUUCUUUUCCUUAUUUAUUUCUUGCUAAGUUUGAUUUUCUGUCUGCUGUCAAAGAUACUGAUACUUAGUUACCUAGUACAUUUUUUUCCCUACAAAUUCACACUGUUGUAGGGGUGGAGCUGCCCUACCCAAAUGAUGACCCAAGACGCAAUUGGCUCAACAUAAAGAUAGUGAAUAAUUAAAGUCAAUUACAAUGUUAGCAAGAUUGGCCUUAGUAUUUCAUCCUGCAUAUUCUUUCGUACCGUAUUUAGUGGCAUUUAUUUUCUAAGCUCGGCUUUAAGCUAGUUAUACACUUUUCAGGGUUUUCCCAUCCAAAAAUAUUGGCAUGAGCUUAUUUGGCAAUAUAAUAACUAUUAUGGUAGUUUUAUUUUUUUGUAUCUGUUGUAUCAGAUAUACUGGUAUAUUAAUUUCUAUUAAUUAGAUGGGGGGUUUUAUACAUUUGUGACAAACAUACCAAAAUAUGGUCAGUUAGUUUUUGGUAGAUUUUGGACAUGUGAAUAAAUUAAAUACAAACUUCACUUGUUGUUCGUCUGUCGAGGAUCGACGAUGACCAUCGAGUCGUCCGGUGACUGAUGACUUGUGCGGGUGACUUUUGUUUAAAGUGAGGAAGAGAUGCGCGGCGUCAACCUCACCCUCUCGUCCGGGCCCACCAUAUCCAGUGGCAAGACUCUACGUCAAGACGACCAGGGAUGGGUAUGGUUGCAGGAAUUGUCAUUGUAUGCACCUGACGGGACUCCAACUCCGAGUUUGAAUUCAGAGUUUCCUUCUCUUAGAUGAGUUGCCAACCAAGGUUAAUGAGUCUCAUCCACCCGGGGUGAUGUUUUUUUGUCUUGACCUGCCUUUGGCUGGAAUUGAGGUUUGCUCAGUUUAGACCAUUCGGCCACCCAGUCACCCAUGCAGUGAAUGACCACGGCGUUCUACGUGUCUGGCCAUGCUCUCAGCGAUUCACACCACUGUGCUGUCUCCGCCUUUUGUCCGUUGACCAAGUAGUGGUUCUUCCACACAAUUUGCCAGAUUCAGUCUUUACAUGCUAUGGGGGACAACCCCUUUUUUUCUGAAAGUUCUAUGCCUUUCGGCUACCCUCAACCUGGAAUCGUUGUCUGGGUUGUGGUUGCUGUGCAUGUUACAACUUCUUGGAACCACAGGUGAGAGGUGAGUACAGAGAGUUCCGGCUGUUUCCGAACAAGAUGGCUUCUUCCUAUUCAGCCUAACAGUAGAACUAUAUUUUAGUUGUAUUUAGAAGGAGAAAUACGUUGAUAAAAGCAUAAAUUCUGAUCCUGAAUGAAAUCGCAAAACAAUUAAAAUUAAUUAAAAGUUCAAAUUUUCUUGCGCCGAAGCCAAUUUCCAAUAAUCAUUUUUAACUAUCUCCCUUGCUUUACUGAUGCGCCUACACACUGAGAUUCCUUCCUUUUGUGUAUUAUUAUAUUGCCAUCUUGUUGUAGCCAGAAGUUAUCCUUUGUAUAGUGACUUCACAUGACUUCAAAUAGGAAUAUACAGUUCUAAGGUAAAGCAAUCCCACAGGAAAAAUCUUGAUAAGUGAUGUCCCCUCCUUUUUCAGCAGACGACUAUUUAAGACAUUCACCGCUUAAAAAUCAAAAGUAGAAUAAUUUUUUUUAUGUAGGAGAUUUAAAGGACUUGCAAGUCUACUACCCUUUCUGAUAGUCUGAAUAUUUUCAAAGUGAGACUGAAGGAUAACUUGAGAUUAUUGAGUGCAUUUCAGUGUGUCCGAUACAGGCAGAAAGGAUUAGAAGCUUGGAUUGUUUAUGCAUUACAACCUUUAUACCACUGCAGAAUGCCCAAAGCACCUGACAUGGUCAAAUUUUAGCUUGUGCCAGAGAACUUGUGAGAAAGAGCCUUCCCCUGAAUGUUACCUACAACUAUCUGGUGCUUGUGUGUGUCCCUCCCAUCUUGUUAAUGAUGGCAACAAAUGUAUACCACUUCAAGAAUGCUCACUAACCUGUGCUUACGAGGAUAAAACAUACCAGGUAAUAUUAAGUGAAAUGCUCACUAAGCUGUGCUUACGGGGCUAAAACAAACCAGGUAAUAUUAAGUGAAACAUAAGCUUAUUUAGCUUUAUUUCAACAAAUGUUUGAGAAACUACUUCUCUUAGAUUUAAAUCAUUUAAUAAUUCAAUAGAAUUUAUUUAUUUUUAAAAAAUAAAUUGAAUCUGUAAAAUAUAUUGAGUAUUUUGGUGAUAUUCCACGAAGUUAUUGAAUAACUAUUUAAGGUCUUAAAAUAAAUAAAAUUAGUAGCCCCAGAAAUAAGCCACUUCUGAAGAAAAAGAUUUUAUCCAGUAAAAUUACUUGUUAAACAAAACUUUAAACCACUUAUGAUUUAUGUUAAAAAAAACAUAGGUAGGUGAAACUGUUCCAUGCGGGGACUGCCACGUGUGCCAAUGUGGCAGAGCUUUUGUAUUCAAGCAGAAGAAAGUCUGUACAGAUAUCAAACAGUGUAAUCUGGUAUGAAAAGUGUUUUCUUGUUUGUUUUGUCUUAACGAUUUAAAGAAAUAAAUUUAGCGUCUUACUUCUUUGUAGAAAACAUCCAUUUUACAAACAAUUCUUUGCUUUGGCUUGAUAACACAACAAUAAAGUCCCUUUUCAGACCACUCAUCAGCUUGUCCCAUCCCAAGACAGUUGCUGUGUUAUUGACUGUGUUGCCAAGGAAAUAUGCAAGGUGCACAGAUUGCCUCCCAGCUACGUCACCAUUGACGACUGUCGAUCACUUGUCAAAGUGCAGCAGGAGUUUUGUCAAGGCCCGUGCUCGGCAAGUUCCCAGUUUGUCAACUAUCAAACUAAACGGCUGGAAAUGAAAAGCUGUUCAUGCUGCGUAGGGACCGUCAGCAGUUUUCAAAAGGUUGAUUUCAAAUGUAGCGACUCGUUCCUUGUGACACACCAACUACCAAAGUUGGACUGUUCGUGCACGGCUUGUAAUGUUAAUUAGCAUGGUUAAAUGGGGCGUGUGAUAACUAGCCUUCGACCCCUGCAAAUAUGUUGCAACAAUUGUCUGCUGCAUGUAAUAUGCACCUAAAGUUUUACAUAACUAAAGGAAUAAUCAGAAAGAGAUAUUUCAACAAUUAAAUAUUUGCACUUGCAAUUCAACAAAUCUAUUUAUUAAAACUACAGGCAGUGCUGCUAUUAAAAGUCACUGAGCCAUAAACUUCCGUUGUUUUUUCUUUAAUCAAGUUACAUUUAAGAAAGUAGACCAAGUUUACACACUCAAGUUUAAACAACCAACAGGCAAUAAAACCAAUCCUUUAUCUUUGUUUUCUAGCAUCUAAUGAUUAUUUUAUUGUGGAAAAAAAAAAAAAAUCUCCCACAUCAGUAUUCCAAAACAUCAACAUUGACAAGAAAAUAAAC